Rhodamnia argentea is the source of this 2095-nucleotide messenger RNA. Its product is annotated as prolycopene isomerase, chloroplastic. Gene Ontology annotation, biological process: carotenoid metabolic process. The transcript is spliced from 9 exons. The record is from RefSeq and is a predicted model, not a curated record. Gene Ontology annotation, molecular function: oxidoreductase activity. Lineage: Eukaryota; Viridiplantae; Streptophyta; Magnoliopsida; Myrtales; Myrtaceae. The coding region runs from base 140 to 1873 and encodes 577 amino acids.
AACUUCAUACGAAACGGCACGGCCCGACCACAAACGACCGCAACUGCACUGCACCCUCUUUCUAAAUCGAAGGCGAGCAGAGCAGCUUCCACUUCUACUUCACUGGCUCACUUCUUCUUCAUCUUCCCCAGAAGUCAAUAUGGUGCUGGCGAGCGUGCAAGGCUUGCUUCAAUGGUGUCCUCUUCUCUCUCCUCUCAAAUGCGCCGGUAACCCCAAGAGGGAGCGAGCUGUCUUGGCGCGAAUCUCCACCGACGAUUCCCCUCCUUCCACGCAGGAGAAGAAGUCUCUCCCAGGGAAGCCUGAGGCCGAUGUUGUCGUCAUCGGAAGUGGUAUCGCUGGUCUCUGUUGCGCUGGGCUUCUUGCCAGAUAUAACCAAGACGUGCUCGUUCUAGAGAGCCAUGACCAACCGGGAGGUGCUGCCCACGCGUUUGACAUUAAGGGUUACAGAUUCGACUCCGGUCCUUCUCUGUUCUCUGGCUUCCAAGCUAGAGGUCCUCAGGCGAAUCCCCUUGCACAGGUGUUAGAUGCAUUAGGAGAGUACGUUCCGUGUGCUAACUAUGACUCCUGGAUGGUGUAUAUACCAGAAGGUGAUUUUUUGUCACGUAUUGGUCCAACGGAGUUUUUCAAGGACCUCGAGAAGUAUGCUAGUCCGAAUGCUGUGCAAGAAUGGCAAAAGCUCCUGGAUGCAGUGCUUCCAAUGUCUGCUACUGCAAUGGCUCUGCCUCCUCUAUCUAUUCGUGGUGAUUUGGGUGUCCUUUCCACCGCUGCCGCUAGAUAUGCUCCAUCUUUGUUGAAAUCUUUCAUCCAAAUGGGACCUCAGGGUGCUAUUGGUGCGACAAAGCUUCUUAGACCAUUCUCAGAAAUCAUCGACUCGUUGGAACUGAAAGAUCCUUUUAUAAGGAAUUGGGUGGACCUUCUUGCCUUUCUUCUUGCGGGGGUGAAAUCUAAUGGUAUACUCUCAGCAGAGAUGGUGUACAUGUUUGCUGAGUGGUACAAACCUGGUUGCAGUCUUGAGUACCCUCUUCAUGGAAGUGGAGCUAUUGUUGAUGCCCUCAUCAGGGGAAUGCAAAAAUUUGGUGGACGAAUUUCUCUCAGGAGUCACGUGGAAAAGAUUGUUGUUGAAAAUGGCCAAGCCAUUGGAGUCCAAUUAAGAAGUGGUCAAUUCGUGCGUGCUAAGAAAGCUGUUGUCAGCAAUGCAUCUAUGUGGGACACUUUAGGUUUAUUACCUGAGGACGUUAUCCCGAAGUCAUAUUCAGACAGGGUUAAGAGGACUCCACAGUGUGAAUCUUUCAUGCAUCUUCAUCUCGGUUUUGAUGCUGAGGGUGUAUGUGAGGAUUUGGGAAUUCAUCAUAUAGUUGUGAAUAACUGGGAAAGAGGAGUCGACGCUGAUCAGAAUGUCGUUCUGUUAUCUGUACCAAGCGUACUAAGUCCGGAUCUGGCACCGCCGGGGAAACAUGUGCUACAUGCUUAUACUCCUGGUACGGAACCAUAUGAGCUCUGGGAAGGACUUGACCGCCGCAGCGCUGAGUACAAGAAGAUGAAAGUUGAAAGAUCAGAGGUUAUGUGGAGAGCUGUUGAGCGUGUACUCGGACCAGGAUUCAGCAGGGACAAAUGCGAGGUGAAGUUGAUUGGAACUCCAUUGACGCAUCAAAGAUUUCUUCGAAGAAACCGAGGAACCUACGGCCCAGCCAUUCAAGCAGGUAAGGGCUCUUUCCCCGGGCAUUCAACUCCUAUCCCUCAUCUUUUCUGUUGUGGAGAUUCUACUUUUCCGGGCAUCGGGGUCCCUGCGGUUGCUGCAAGUGGUGCUAUUGUGGCCAAUACAUUAGUUUCCGUGAGUCAACACUCGGAGCUUCUUGACGCUAUUGGGAUCUAAUUGCUCCUGUAAAUUUCCUUCAAUUUUCCUCAUAAUUCCCGGUAGAUGUCGGGUUUAGAUCAUAACUAGUCUUUCGUCGAGGUCUCUUAAUACGCUCUGUAAAUUCUUUUGAUUGAACUUGUAUUUACAGAGAGAGAGAGAAGGAAGGGAAUGUGUAUUGUGAACUGCAACUACCAAGACACAGCUUGUGGACUUUGUAAUUCUAUAACAUGACUAUUAGAU